UGGUUGAGCGAGAGAGAGUAAGAGAGAGAGAGCGAGAGAGUAUAAAUUCAACAAGCUGCAGGAACAGACAGACAGGCAGUCAGUCAGGAUGAAGGUGCACCUGUUGUGGUCGACUGUUGUUCUUCUCUCUUCUCCUCUCCUCACAUUAUGUGACCCACUAUACGUUCUGUCGGCUCCUAAUUUGCUGAGGGUUGGUUCCUCAGAGAACGUGUUUGUGGAAGCUCAGGAUUAUAAUGGAGGAGACUUGAGAGUGAGGAUCAUGGUGAAAAACUUCCCUACCAAGACCACUCAACUGUUGGAUAAAACUGUGAUGCUGACAAGGAAAAAUAACUUCCAGAUCCUUACAGACAUAAAGAUUCCGCAUGAUGAAUUGUAUUUAAACAGUGAAGGGGAGAAACAGUUUGUGUAUCUACAAGCUGAAUUUAAUUCUAAUCUGCUGGAGAAAGUGGUCAUGUUGUCGUUCCAGUCUGGAUAUAUAUUUAUACAGACAGAUAAACCCCUCUACACACCUGACAGCACAGUGAAUUACAGGAUUUUCUCUCUGACUCCAAAUCUACGUCUCGGCACAUCUGGAAUCUCAGUGGGAAUCAUGAAUCCACAAGGUAUCACCGUUCAUACAGAGAGUGUUAAAUCAGAAAAGGGGAUGGCGUCUAAAGCUUACAAAAUUCCAGAGAUGGCCAUUCAUGGGAUCUGGAAGGUGGUCACAUGGUCCACAAACACCCCAAACAAGACGUUCACAGCAGACUUUGAGGUCAAAGAAUACGUCCUUCCCUCUUUUGAAGUCACAUUAACAGUCAGCAAGUUGUUUUUCUAUGUGGGUGACGACAAGCUAAAAAUCAACAUUCUUGCCAAGUACCUGUUUGGGCGGAAUGUAGAGGGACAAGCAUAUGUGGUAUUUGGCAUCAUGGACGAAGAGAGAAAGUUGAGCAUCCCUGACUCACUGCAGAUGGUUCCGAUACGUGAAGGAGUGGGCAGCGGUACUCUGACCAAGGACAUGAUACUUAAAACCACUAAAGAAAUCGAGAACCUGGUUGGGAAGUCAAUCUAUGUUUCAGUCAGUGUUUUAACAGAGACAGGCAGUGAAAUGGUGGAAGCACAAAAGAGAGGCAUACAGAUUGUGAAGUCACCGUACACCAUCCACUUCAAGAGAACACCUCAAUUUUUCAAACCUGGAAUGCCCUUUGACGUCUCGGUUUACGUGACAAAUCCUGAUGAGACGCCUGCUGAAAAUGUGCCAGUGGAGGUCAACCCUGGAGGGGUCAUAGGUCAAACAAAAGCCAAUGGCAUUGCGAAGAUCACCGUCAAUUCUCAGGCAAAUUCUCUAUCGCUCCAGAUCACCGUGAAGACCAUACACAAAGAUUUAAAAGCUGAACAGCAGGCCAACAAGAUGAUGACAGCUCAAGCUUACACUCCCAAAGUCAACUCUAGAAACUUCUUGCACAUCGGCAUCGAUGCUGCCGAGCUCGAGAUCGGCGAUCAAAGGAAUGUCAAUUUGAACAUGGCAAAAAGUUCAACAAUCAAAAAUCACGAUAUCACGUAUAUGAUCAUCAAUAAGGGUCAGAUUUUGAGUGUAGGAAGAGAGAAGACAAGUGAACAGUCUCUGAUCUCUGUACAUCUACCUGUAACUAAAGACAUGGUUCCAUCUUUUCGUAUUGUGGGGUAUUAUCACGUCGGAUCGGAUGAGGUGGUGUCCGACUCCGUCUGGGUUGACGUGAAGGACACGUGCAUGGGAACGCUCAAACUCAAGCUGAAAGAAGAAGGAGAAAAACAAGUCAACAUGGAAAUAACUGGAGACCCCGGAGCUAAAGUUGGGCUGGUGGUGGUUGACAAGGCUGUGCAUGUCCUCAACAAGAACAGACUCACACAGUCAAAGAUCUGGGAUGUGAUUGAGAAACAUGACACAGGUUGUACAGCGGGCAGUGGAAGAGACAGUAUGGGGGUUUUCUAUGACGCUGGUCUGAUGUUUAAGUCCAGCACCGCCGUAGAAACCAACACCAGAACAAUGCCUGAGUGUCCCGUCCCUUCAAAAAGAAGACGGAGAGCUGAGACUCUUUUGCAGAUCACCACUACACUGUCUGGAAAAUACUCGGGCGAUCUGAAAAAGUGCUGCGCUGAUGGAAUGAGAGAAAAUAAACUCGGCUACACCUGUGAACGAAGAGCCACGUACAUUGAAGACGAACAGGAAUGUGUCCAGGCCUUCUUACACUGCUGUAAUGAGGUGAAAAACAGCAAAGAGAAGUUUGGAGAGGCAGAGUUGGUUCUGGCACGCAAUGAUGUGGCUGACGAAUAUCCUACCGAUUCUGAUGAUGUGGUUUUACGGUCGAUCUUUCCUGAGAGUUGGUUUUGGAACGAGGUGGGAGUGCCACAAUGCGGAGAUAAAACCUGCGUAGCACCAAAACAGGUCAUGUAUCUGAAAGACUCUAUAACCACCUGGCAAAUCUUAGCCAUCAGUGUGUCAGACACGCACGGUAUCUGUGUGGCAGAUCCUCUGGAGAUAAUCAAUUUUGUAGAGUUUUUCAUCGACCUCAAGGUGCCGUACUCAGCCGUUCGCAGCGAGCAGAUUGAAAUCAAAGCCGUCAUUCACAAUCACACCAAAAGAAAGUUGAAGAAAGUACGCGUCAAUUUGAUUGAAACACCAGACGUUUGCAGUGCUGCCAGUAAGAAGGGCAAAUACCAAACAUUGGUGGAAGUCGAUUCCCAUUCUACCCGAGCCGUCUCGUUUGUGAUCAUUCCCAUGAAGUUGGGCGAUGUCUCAAUUGAGGUGAUGGCUGAAUCAUUUGACUUUGCUGAUAGAGUGAGAAAGAGCAUCAAGGUGGUGUCUGAAGGUGUGAUACGUGAGAUUGUGAAAAAUGUUGAGCUCAAUCCUGCCAAGAUGGGAACAGGUGGAUUACAGCACGUACCUCUAAGAUCUGACAAGCCGUCCGAUUGGAUUCCAGACACACCUGCUAACGUGUUCGUCUCAGUGUCUGGUGAGGAGAUCACUCAGACAGUUGAGCAGGCCAUCAGUGGACAUUUUAUGGGUCAACUUAUUGUACAGCCCGGCGGCUGUGGAGAGCAAAACGUGAUGUACAUGACUCUACCUCUCAUUGCCACUGUUUAUCUGGACAGCACCAAUCAGUGGGAGGCCGUCGGUGUGGACCGUCGUAGUGAAGCAGUUAAUCACAUCAAGACAGGUUAUCAAAACCAGUUGAAUUACCGUAAACCCGACGGGUCGUUUGGUGCCUGGUCACACUCAGAGAGCGGCACAUGGUUGACAGCAUAUGUGGCUAAAGUCUUUGCUAUGGCCAAUAGCUUUAAUAUUGUAACGGAAGAUGUGCUCUGCAGCGCCCUCAAGUGGCUGGUCCUCCACAAACAACUGCCAGACGGAUCUUUCAAAGAUGAUAGACCUAUAUUCACAAUAAACAUGGGUGGUGAUGUACGUGGGAAAGAUGGAGACGCUUCUCUGACUGCAUUUGUUCUGAUCGCCAUGCAAGAGGGCAGUGAGAUUUGUGCCGGAUUAAUUGGUAGUCUUCAUGACAGCAAGAGAAAAGCCGUUGGCUAUCUGGAAGGUAGACUUCAAUCAUUGACCAAUCCUUACGCUGUCGCUAUGACGUCUUAUGCCAUGGCCAACGAGAACAAACUAAAUAAGGAUGUGUUAAUGAAGCACUCCACUAAACGGGAAGCUUGGAUCGUCCCGGGUCAACAUUAUCAUUCUCUAGAGGCCACAGCCUAUGCCAUUCUGGCGCUUGUCAAAGCAAAAGAAUACGACACAGCAAGAGAAGCCGUGCGCUGGCUGGCCAGACAACAAUCUCACUAUGGCAGUUAUCAAACCACACAGGCAACCAUCAUGGUGUUCCAGGCAUUAGCCAAAUACCACACACAGGUAAGGGAAACGCUUCAAAAAGACUUUCGUCUGGACGUGCAGCUGUCUGUGGCUAAAAGAUCAGGUCGAGUCAGAUGGACUUUCACAAAAGACAAUCUACAUGCGACACGGUCGGACAAGCUAAGUCUAGGUCAGGACUUCAAUGUAACGGCGCAAGGGACUGGAACAGCCACUCUCUCAGUGCGCAUGCUGUAUUAUGCCAAACCGGCAGAGACGAUUAAUAACUGUAAAAACUUUGACCUAACUGUUAAACUCAAACAAGAAAAAGAACCCAGUUAUGUGGGAGCCCUUGAAAGUUACACACUCACUUUGGAGUUCUUCUACCAAAUGGACACAGAUGCCACGAUGACUAUUCUGGAUGUGGGUUUGCUGACAGGGUUUAUUGUUGAUGAAGGAGAUCUCCGAGAGUUGACCAAAGGCAAGGACAGAUUCAUUCAAGACUUUGAGAUGAACAAGGUUCUCUCAGAACGAGGGUCUCUCAUCAUCUACUUGGAUAAGGCUUCUCAUAGAGAAAUCGAAAGAAUCGUCUUCAGAAUGCACAAGAUGAUUGACGCGCAUUUGCAACCUGCUGGAGUCACCAUCUACGAAUACUAUUCACCAGACUCACGCUGUACAAAGUACUACCACCCUGAAAGACAAGAUGGCACUCUGCUCAGACUGUGUCAGGGAGAUGUCUGCCUUUGCGCUGAAGAAAAAUGCAGUUUACAAAAAAAUGAAGAAAUUCCUGAAGACGAUCGAUGGGUAAAAGCUUGUGAAAGUACCAUGGAAUACGUAUAUAAAGUCAAAGUGGAGGCCAUGAAUCUGACAGUGUACUCGGACAUCUAUAUAAUGAAAGUGCUAAGUGUCCUUAAACCAGGCACUGAUGAAGAUGUUGAAGGGAAUGAGAGAAUCUUUAUGAAUCAUCCCAGCUGUAGAAAAUCCUUGGAUAUUAAAAUAGACAAGACAUAUCUCGUCAUGGGCAAAUUUAUAGAUAUGCCACAGAUAAAUGACAGAUGGCAAUACAUCUUGGGUGAGCACACCUGGAUCGAGUACUGGCCCACAAGAGAGGAGAGCCAAAUUCCAGAAUACAGUAAAAAAUACAUCGGACUCUCCACACUCACCUAUAAACUGUCUACAGGAUGUGUUACAUAAACAUUUAACAACAGUAUGUUAAUACCAUAAAGUUAGGGAAUAUUCAUGGCUCUAAAAUAACUAUUUGAAUUAAAAAAUAACAUAAGAAUAUGUUAGCUAAACUUUUAAUUUGUUUGACUCAGACUAUACCCAGAUAGCAACUUUUUGCGGCCCACAUCUGGCCCACACCUUACUUCCCAUACUUUACUCAUCUGGCCCACAUACGGCGUGGAAUGAUGGCACUUGUGCGGUCCGCUCCUGUUUGCCAGAUUUGGGCCACAGGCAUGCCAAAGCUAUGCCACAUGUCAAACAUCAGAACAAAUAAAGCAGAGCUGAACCAAAUAUAAACAACAGUUCAUUUCAAUUUUGACCCAGAUUUAUCCCAAAACCAACACCUUUCUCUGCUCCUGUUUGACAGAAUUUGUAUUUCGUUUCAUUAUUAUUAUAGUGAUGAUUGAGUCUGUAGUGAUUUGCUAUCUAGGAUAGUGUCCUGUUCCUUGUCUGAACUACAAGUCAUUGUUAAUGUUCCUUUUGUUUGUUUGUUUCCUUGUGAAUGUCAGAGUAAUCAUUAAAAGAAAUAUUCAAAUGUA
Molecule: messenger RNA, 5562 nt
Organism: Triplophysa dalaica
Lineage: Eukaryota; Metazoa; Chordata; Actinopteri; Cypriniformes; Nemacheilidae
Product: complement C3-like
Exons: 41
Coding region: 89-4993 (1634 amino acids)
Cellular component (GO): extracellular region
Molecular function (GO): protein binding; endopeptidase inhibitor activity
Source: RefSeq, a predicted model, not a curated record